Messenger RNA from Nematostella vectensis (starlet sea anemone), 6065 nucleotides. Its product is annotated as RING finger protein 17. NCBI's taxonomy places the organism in Eukaryota, Metazoa, Cnidaria, Anthozoa, Actiniaria, Edwardsiidae. The transcript is spliced from 37 exons. The record is from RefSeq and is a predicted model, not a curated record. The coding region runs from base 104 to 5056 and encodes 1650 amino acids. Gene Ontology annotation, molecular function: zinc ion binding.
AGUGAGCUCGCAGUACGCGUGCACACCCCAUAACGCAUAGGGUGCGACCAAGGGUAUGACGUUGGUUUCAUGGGUUGAAUAGAAUCACCUUUUAUAAGCCGAAAUGAUGCUUGUUUUAGGGUUCGCCAUGCAAAGAACACCUAAUUGCCCAAACUGCUGCAGGAACUUCAGCUUUAGAGAGAUAAGCAAGACAAAGAAGGUGCACCUUCCGUUACUCCUGGAAUGUGGCCAUACUUUCUGCGAUAGCUGCAUUAUCAAGCUUUCUCGACUGCAGAAGACUCAAGUUACAUGCCCAGAAUGUCAGCAUGUGACCCAACUAAAGGCUGAGGGAAUUGCAGGGGUGCUGGAACUGCAGCCUAAUGUCCAUGUUAUGGGUGUGUUAGCAGCCAAUAACUACAAACGCUCAUUGAUUGAGAAUGUAACUGCAAGAGCACUACCAGACAAUACCCGGCUUAACAGUAAGGAUGGAGUGAGACAAGCAAUAGCAGAGGUUGCCAAACAGAAAAAAACAGAGCUCGCACAAAAUACAGGACUAAAGUGUGAGGAGUGUUUUAGAGUCACAGCGACCAGUCGAUGUAUCAAGUGCGAGUGUGUCUUCUGUGCUUUGUGCUUUGAAAAGGUCCAUUCCUCAUCCCACACACUAAGGAGACACAAGCCUUACCCUAUCUCCAAGACCAGUUUGGGAUCCGAAGCUGGUUGCCCAGAACACAAAAACAGACCACACGAGUUCUUUGACCGUACAGAGAAUCUGCCAGUGUGUUCACACUGUGCGGUGACUGGUGAGCGACAUGGGCAUGAUAUUGUACCGAUCUCAGAUGUGGUUGAUGAUUUAAAACAACAAUUUAAAAGCAGUCUUGAAGAUGGACAGAAAAUUAUCCAGCAUUUGGAAAGAUCACAGAAGAAACUGUGUCAGGCAGUGUCUCAGGCCAAAUCCCAGAAGACCCAGCUUGCAAAUGAGAUUCGGGAGCACUUUCACUACGUCAAUGCACUGUUGCAAAUAAGGGAAACUGCUCUGAUUAAAGAGCUUGAAACACCCCGUGAAGAUGAGGAACAGUUGGAAAUGUCCAUCAGUGAGAAUAUAAAAAAGAGCAGAAACGUUAUUCAAGACUUAGAAGUUGUUCUCAUGGUACCGACAAUGCUAAUGAAUAAGUCCAAAGAGAUAAUGGACGAUUUGAAGAAAUUGAAGGAAAUGCCAUGCGUUGCAGUGAAAACAACAGACUCAAGAGACAAUGGGCCAAGGUUCGUGGUUGAUAAAGAAUACUUGCGGUCCAUAUCAAAUUAUGGAGGACUUCAGAAUACCAGCAGCUUAAGCUUACAGCUGAAGAAAUUAGAUGAGGCGGAGGACAAAGAUCUACUAGAUGAUACUUCAGACGAAGAACCUGCACAAUCCGACCAGCCAGAACCUGGUCCUGAGAUAUUAGAUACACCAGGUCAAGAGGAGCGCUCUGCUAACCUGACCAGGAGUGUUGCAGCUGCAAAGCUUCUCAGUAUCCCUUACCGACAUGAGUUGGUCCAGGUUACCCACAUCAGAGACCCUUGCUACUUUAUGGUCCAGCGACUUGCAGAGCAGGAUCAAGUCAAUGCCAUGAUGAAUGCCAUUCAGAUUUACUGUAGAGAAGCUGAUACAGAGGAUCUAGUCUUUGAGGUCAACGUUGGAGACAUGGUGUGUGCCCAGUUCUCGGCUGAUAAUCUCUGGUAUAGAGCUCGAGUCAUCAACAUAUUCUCUGACAAUAACCCCAAUGUGGUCCCAACCAUUGACAACAACAUAAGCGUAGAAGUCACCUACAUGGACUUUGGAAACACCGAGUGGCUUCCACUUACAAGGAUGCGUAAAAUGCCCACUCAGUUUCUGGAAGUGCCUGACCUCGCUGUCAACUGUUCGCUGAUGGAUAUUGUACCACCAUUUAAGGAAGAGAAAUGGCCAGCCAAGGCUAUCAAAGCAUUUGGAAGUCUGACAGGAGACAAACCACUUCUGAUGACCGUGCUGAGGCGACGCGGUGGGAGCCGGAUGUACGUCGAUCUCAAGAAUCCUGACAAUGACGAGCCCACACAUGAUGAUGAUCGGCCUGCCUCUGUACGAGAUGCCUUGGUCUUCCUGGAGGUGGCUUGCUUCAGGAGUCCAGCCUCUGUACCAGAGGGGCACACAAUGUUCCCAAUGCGUAGCUAUAAAGAUCCUGUGCUACUUGAAGAUGGACAAUUUGCGGAUGUUCUGGUAUCACAUGUUACUGGGCCAGAUGAGAUUUUCCUUCAAAAGUUGCACAGUGAAGAGGUUGUCAAGCUAAGUGGCAUAAUGAACGAGAUGUUGAAGUUGUAUAACACCAAGAGGCGAGGGAAGGACAACAGCAGAGUUCUUUGGCCGUAUAGAGGUCUUGUGUGUGCUGCCCGGUUCUCGGAAGACAAAGUUUGGUAUCGUGCCGUUGUGACAGCCGUAUACAGUGACGAGACAGUUGAUGUCAGUUAUGUGGACUACGGCAACUUUGAGAGGCUUGCGUUUUCUGAGAUCAGGAAACUACCGGACAUAUUUCUUAAUCUCCCGAAACAGGCUAUACAUUGUCAGCUUGUGGACAUCAAGCCAUUUGGAGAGCAAAAAACUUGGUCUGACCAGACUCGGGAAACUACAUGUAAUCUGCUGCUCAAUAAGUCAUUCGUAGCACAAAGAAAAGGUCUGACCAAUGGCGUGAUGGACGUGAUACUCACUGACACGUCUACAGACAAAGAUCUUUGCAUCAAUUCCUUCCUGGUGAUGAUUGAGCAUGCGCAAACCGCCGGUCUUGGCAUCAUUAAAGCUGAUGAUAUCACAGGAAAGAGCGUGCCAGAGGAACAAUCGCAGAGCUGUGCACAAAAUAUUAAUGAUAGUGAGCCGACUUGUGACCAAGAACCACUAUCAGACGGGAAAACUGAAGAGCAGGAUACAUUUUCAGAGGGAGUAUCGGACACUACACGGUCAGUCGAUGAUGGACCUGAGGUAGAAAUAGAGGAAGACAAUGAUGAAAAACCUCCACCCGAGAUAAAACAAAAACCGGAGGCAAACAAUGAAAAACCGACAAACACAGACGUACCGGAAGCCACCAAACCGGAAAAUAAACAACAGACGUCUGGUAUUGAUGUGGCGAAAUCUCGCAAAUCGGAAGAACCGGAAGUGAGCACACCGGAAGUUAGUCAGACCGAGAGCAAAAUCCAGACACCUGGCUACCCCCCACCCGUAAUACCACAGGCUAGGCAAUUCCAGGCAGGUGUGACGUACGUCGGUAUGGAUGGAUCCAUCUACGCCCAGGAAAUGAAAGAUGGCGAUCAAACCCUUAUCAACAUCAUGAAGGAUCUCUUGAGGAAGUACACCGACGAUCCCGAGACCUCUAGCGCGCCCACUAGCGUCCAGUCUCUGGCUGUUGGUCAGCCCUGCGCGGCGCAAUUCGCUGAUGACGGCAUGUGGUAUCGCGCCGUUGUCAGCCGCUUCCAUGGCAACGACCGUGUAGAGGUGAACUACGUGGAUUUCGGUAACUCUGAGUUGGUUGCACUCUCAGCCCUUCGUACGGAUAUGCCAUAUUUGCAUGUACCGCGACAGUGCUUACAGCUGAGGCUUCACGGCAUUCGACCGGCUACCCCGGACGGCAGCUGGUCUCCUUCAAUCAUCUCUAAGCUGAACAGCUUGGUGGUUGGCAAGGACUGUGUCGCAUUGCAAGAGGGAGAAGCUGUCCCCGGCAAGCCGCUAGAGGUUCGGCUCUGUCUCCCAGAAGGCAUCAGCAUCACAGAGUUACUUCUUGCGCAGGGACUGGUACGACCUACAGGCCAGGCUGCUGUAGUCGUGCCCAGUCCCCAGGUUAUCCCGGCUGGUGCGCGGAACAGGCCUCCACCAAAAAAUGUGGAGAAGUCAAGAUUAUCCGCAGCGCAGGCGCAAAUUCACGCCAUGCUGAUAAGUGCACGCGAAGCCGAUAGUAUGGUGUCACGCACAGAGCUACCGCAAAUUGGCGUGACAUUUGACGUGACAGUCACGCACGUGAGUGAGCCCGACUGUAUCUAUAUUCAGCGGGUACCCCCACCAGAAACAGAUGAUAUGGACAUCUACGACGCAGACCCUACGCUGAUUUUGGCCGAGGACGAAUUAGAGAGACUGGAGCGAAUGGCAGAAAAGAUCAACGGGCCGGAUUAUUUCAAGAAUUUCGAACCACUCGCAGCUGCGCAGAAAGGCAUGUUAUGCUGCGGACAAUACACAGAAGACGACAUGUGGUAUCGGGCCCAGGUCAUCUCGGUGGAGUCUGGCAACCCCCUCAGUGCGCAUGUCCGAUACAUAGAUUACGGGAACGACGAGGUGUUACCCCCAGCAAGGUUACGCGGUUUCCCGUCCGAGCUACUCGACCUUCCGAUCCAGGCCACGCGCUGCCGCCUCGCUGAUAUUCAACCACCAGGGGAGACUGCAGAUCCAAGCGCUGGCUCUAGCUGGCCUGAGAAAACAAAAGACGUACUAAUACAAAUUGUUGUGGGGAAAACGCUGACCGCUAAGAUCGUGUGUUUUGGUCCGCCUGUGUGCAUUUUGCUGUAUGACCGUGUACCAGAUGACGGAGGAGCAGGAAAAGACAUUUCUGUUGGUAAACUACUGGCAGAACAGCAACUUGCCAAGUACAUUGGCACUACCACUAUGGCCAAUACCAGCUCAAAUAAAGGUCUCCCUAGACCGGAAAUCGAUAACGCAAAUGUCUCAGAGUUAAAGGCUAAAGCAGACGCGAGCAAUGUAGCAUUGACUUCGGCCGGAAGUGCUGCCAUUCUGUUAUCUCCACAGGAGUUUUUGACAGGUACUAAAAAAGCGCAGAUAAAACUACCAAAUCCUACAAAUGUUCAAAGUAAAGAUGCCACUGACAUUGCCAUGACAACAUCACCGUCUAAACCAUGCAGUGUUUCCGGUAAUGUCGUUGUUGAGGGUCAAAGCUUGCCUGACCAGGGUGGUAAUGGUAGUACUGUCUUUGCGAAGGCAUCUGAUGACACUGAUGCUAAACCGGAAACAGCGUCAUCGGAGCGAAAAGAAGACGUCACUCGACCUAUCACUUCCGGUACGUCAGUGUAAGCAAUUCAGCUCUCGUUCUACGUAACUCUCGAUGUGUCUCAUCUUACGAUUCUUUCAUCGAGUCUGUAACCUCUCCUGGCGUUACGUACGUCAUGGUCACGCAAACCAGGGACGUGCUAUUGGCGUCACGAAACCAGGUGUCAGAGUGAAGCAUGGUAACGCAACCAUGGAUUUGUUAUUGACAGCUGUACGGUCACGCAGUGUCGAUUUGUUAUUGUUUUCACAUAUGGUCACGCAAUCAAAGGAGUCUUACACUACGGUCACGCGACCAAAAGUAACGUAUGCUUACGCAACGUGCGAUUCGGUGAUGGUGCCACUGUGAUUAAUGGAAAACAUUUAUUUUGUGUCACAAACUGUCACGUUGAUUUGGCAGUGGUGUCAUGCAAUCAAUAAAUGUCAGGUAACACGAAACAGUAAGCUGUUAGUCACGCUGUGCCUUAUCAAGAUGAUGCCGUGUCACGCUAUCCCUUAUCAAGAUGAUACCGUGCCACGCUACCCCUUAUCAAGAUGAUGUCGUGUGACACUAUCCCUUAUCAAGAUGAUGCGGUGUCACGCUACCCCUUAUCAAGAUGAUGUCGUGUCACGCUACCCCUUAUCAAGAUGAUGCCGUGUCACGCUACCACUUAUCAAGAUGAUGUCGUGUGACACUAUUCCUUAUCAAGAUGAUGCCGUGUCACGCUAUCUCUUAUCUAGAUGAUGCCGUGUCACGCUACCCCUUAUCAAGAUGAUGCCGUGUCACUCUCUUAUCAAGAUGAUGCCUUGUCACGCAACACCUUAUCAAGUUGAUGCCGUGUCCCGCAACCCCUUAUCAAGAUGAUGCCGAGUCACGCACCAUUUCACUCACGGAACAUUAGAGACUUUGUGCGAGUCUUUCAACGCUUGCGGUAUUUUUUGGAUCGGGUCGGACGCGUUAGUUUUGUUCGCCUUGAUCUUUUUACAAGGUUAGGUGAUCUUUUACCCUUGAGAUUACAAGGUGGAAAAUAAAUGGUUAAAAUAUUAUUUAGCAUUA